CUGUCGACCUGUCGAACGUGUAAGCCCAACGGCCGACCAACCGUGCUGAUGUAACGUCAGAUCAAUCAGCGAGAGAGAUCAGAAAUCGAAUGUGGGCAAAAAUAGAUUGCUUCCUCGCCGUGCUCGCUCGCUUGCCCAACCUUGUCCUUUUCUUUUCUUUUCUUUUCUUUUCUUUCCGGGAAUGGUAUGGUGGUACGCGGAACUGGGAGGUGAUAGUUGGGCAAAUAUUGGGAUCUGAACCAGCCAGUCUCUUGCGAGGAUUGGUUCUUUUGAAGGGGGGCAAAUUAGGUCGCUCAAGAUGGGAGGGGUGGCAUCGGACAUCGAGGACAAAGGACGAAAAGAAGGGAAAUUAGUCCAAGUUGUUGUUCACCAAGGUGGGAAGGAGUAGGAGGGAGCUGUCAUUGGACAGAGAUCGAUGUCGACGACUUGACAAACUAGAGGUAUGGAUGCCGUGUUGCCCGCCGUUCGGCUGUUGUGGAAGGUUACCUACAGACAUGCAAUCUUCUCGAGUUCGAAGACAAC
Molecule: messenger RNA, 522 nt
Organism: Neurospora tetraspora
Lineage: Eukaryota; Fungi; Ascomycota; Sordariomycetes; Sordariales; Sordariaceae
Exons: 1
Coding region: 90-353 (87 amino acids)
Source: RefSeq, a predicted model, not a curated record